Pecten maximus is the source of this 4002-nucleotide messenger RNA. RefSeq names its product collagen alpha-5(IV) chain-like. Bases 271 to 3750 code for a protein of 1159 amino acids. The record is from RefSeq and is a predicted model, not a curated record. NCBI's taxonomy places the organism in Eukaryota, Metazoa, Mollusca, Bivalvia, Pectinida, Pectinidae. The transcript is spliced from 31 exons.
GUACAAACGCAUGAAAGACGCCGAUGAGCAUCACGUUUUUCCAUUCUGUGUCACACUGCAGAAAACAGAGUAGUAGGGGGUCUCGUUUGUCAACCGUUCGUUGAUGUCAAACGUUUGAUGGAUUGCGAUCUGGCUUCAGCAAAUCGAAAUAUAAAGUCGUUCAUACGACUGUCACAUUCACUUGAAGGGAACUAACUAAUUUUUCGGGAUAUAUUACUUGCAAACUGGCUCCUAGGACACAAAACUACGUUUAAUACAGAUUGAUUAACAAUGAAGAAAUCCCUAUGUAAGCUGCUUACUAUCACGAUAUUACUCUUUCUGCAAGAAGCACACGGCCAAGGAGACUUUUUCAGAAACAUCAACCCGGCAGGUAGAUUUUUUGGACAACGAUUUGGGGCGGGACCUAAUAUUCCACAAAAUAGACAACAGCCAACUCAACAGCAGCAACAACAACAGCAGACAAGGCAACCACAGGCAACAAAUAAUGCAGCAACGGCAACAACAGGGACAUCAUCAGCGUCCAACACUCAACCCGGGAACGCACAGCAAGUCCCUAGACAAGUUGGAACAGUAACAGUUCCCAUCAUAGGUCCCUUCCCAUCUGAUGUCGGGGCCCAGACACCAACAGGAAUGUUCGGCAUGGGACAGCAAGGUUCUUUCAGUCGUAUGGGACAGCCAAUGGUACCUCCACAGGGCAUGGCACCUUUCGGAGGGCGUGGUGGAUUCAACCCAAUGCUCGCGGCGAGACAACAGCAGAUGCAGCAACAAAGACAACAACAGCAGCAACGGCCCAUGUUUCCGUUUGGCCAACAAAAUACCAUGCCCCCAUUUCCAUCUCAGUUUGGCUCGUCCCCACAAAGAGGUAUAGACAAUCUGUUACUGAGGGAAGGGGAGCAGAUGCUCAUUCUACCAAAUAGCAUGGCUCAAACACUGAUGUCAAUGCGGAACGGAAACAGACGGGAAUUGCGCAGGCUCGCUUUACUUGGUAUUCCACGCUCGCUCCUUAGCACGUUUGCAGCACAACCAGAGGUUUUCGCUAACUUACGUAGACAAACUAGUAACGCUGGUGGGGCCAGGACUUCUGUUGUACGACGAAGAAAUCAACAACAGGUAGCUCCUCCGGAGCCAGCACCUAGAAUAAAUUUUCCUCAGACACUCCCCCCACAGGUUCAACGAGAGAUGCAAAUGUCGGGAUUCGGAAGAAUGGCAGGUGUUUCUCCGAGAUUUGGAGUCAUGCCAUCACAACCAACUCAACCGAUCGCUCCAGCUAUCAAUGGGUCUCCAACGCUCUCAUCUGCCGCCGGGCCUGCAGCGAGACCAUCCCUGCAGCAACCACAAGAGCAACCACAGCAACCACAACAACCUCAGCAACCUCAGCAGCAGAGGCCGAUACCAGGCAACCAGGGCCUACAAAUGCCACCUCAAGUGCGAGGAUUAUUUGGACAAGGUAGAAUACCACAAGAGAUGAUUCCCCCAAUGUUCAGGGGUGGCAUGCAAGGUCCAAUGGGAGGCCCAAUGUUUCCGGGUGCUCCACCGGUCAUGCCAGAUAUGACAGGACAGCAACAGCCGGCACAACAAAAUGGCCAACAGCAAACUGCAGGCCAGACAGCAAAUACACCAAUGACUCAAAAUCAGCCUCAGCAGCUUCCUACCCAACAGCAAACAAUGCAGGGAAUGCAACAAAAUGGAAUGCCACCUAUGGGUAUGCCAAAUAUGGGUAUGUUUCCGAUGGGCAUGCCAAAUAUGGGAAUGCCAAAUAUGGGGAUGCCAAAUAUGGGAAUGCCGAAUAUGGGAAUGCCGAACAUGGGCAUGCCAAAUAUGGGAAUGCCUAACGCAGGCGUACCAAAUAUGGGUAUGCCCAACAUGAACAUGCAAAAUAUGGGCAUGCCACAGAAUGGACAAACCAAUAUUCCCCAAAUGAGGCCAGGAGUUCAACAACCUUUCGCUAACGGACAACAGUUCGGAUCCCCUGCUAUGUCUGGUUUACCUAAUCAGGGUGGAAACAUGGCUGCAAACAAUGCAGCGCCACAAACACCGAUGCAACCAAGAAGGCAAGCAACAAACCAAAUGACGACAAACCCAGCAAUGUCACAAAACGGUAUGCCGAAUGGCAUGAAUCCUGGAAUGCCCAGACAAUUCCCCAUGCCUGGCAUGUUCCCAGGUAACAACUUCAGAGGCAGAAUGUCGGGAGGAAUGCAAGGAAUGCCAAGAAUGCCAGGAGGUAUGCCUGGAAAUAUGCCGGGUAUGUCAGCAGGUAUGCCGGGCAUGCAAAAUAUGCCUAGUGGAAUGACAGGGAUGCCGAGAGGUAUGCCAAAUGGAUUUCAAGGAAUGCCCGGAAGGAUGCGAGGAAUGCAAUUACCGACGGGAUUACCACAACAGGGAGCUAGGGGUGCCCAACUCCCUACUCCUGGUAUACCAAAUUUACCAGACAACAUGCCGAUACCAGAUCUACCUGGAAGCCCCCAGCAGCCUUCAUCUGCGUCCCUACCAGCACCAUCUUUUGCUACACCAUCUGCGCCUGGUUCCGGAGGCCUAAACAGACCCGUACCGUCAUUCCCUGGAAUACAGCCAUUCCCCGGUAUGCUACCCCCAAUAACAGCUUCAGCUACCUCUGCUCCUCCUGCCCCUGCUGGCCCGGCCAUGCCGGGUCGUCUUGGAUUACCCGGACCCCUUGCAUUACCUGGACCCCUUGAAUUACCCGGACCCCUUGAAUUACCCGGACCCCUUGCAUUACCUGGACCCCUUGAAUUACCCGGACCACUUGAAUUACCUGGACCCCUUGAGAUGCCUGGACCCCUUGAGAUGCCUGGACCCCUUGAGUUGCCUGGACCCCUCGAGUUACCAGGGGCUGCUAAUUUACCAGGUCCCUUGGCCCUGCCGGGACCAAUCGAGACAUCAAAUCCUGUCGAAAUACCAGGUCCCCUUCCGAACCCCAUUGGAUUUCCAGGACCACUUGAUCUUUCACGCCCUCUCGAACUCCCGGAGUCUUCAAUUCCCUCAAACCCAUUCAAUGGGAAACCGGAAAAUAAAUCCGAAAAUAUGUCCAACUUACCUGGAACAGAUUCCUCACCAGUUCAAGUGCCAACUUUCCCAGGUUUGGAUCUUCCCGGACUACCCCCUUCGAAUGGUACUGGAAUCCCUAUUUCCUUACAAGGAAGAAUUGGUUUUGCCGUUGCCGACGCAGGGUCCCCGCCACCAGGCCCCUUCCCUGGUCCACUCCCUCCCCCUUCCCCUCCACCCGUGAUGCCGUUCCAAGAAGUACCUACCUCCGAACAGCUCGGCAUUGAGCAACCGUUAAUUCGACCUUCACCAGGCUCAAGAAGCGUCUUCAGUGAUACUGGAAGCAUUGGGUUUAUACCGGCUGUCACAGGUGGUGUCCCAUCUGAGCCUGUGCCCAGUGUCGCCAUUGCUCCACAGGACCCCAUACCACUGGAUGUUCCCCCGCCAGGCACCACUGGUGUGCUUGGAGUGCCAGUAGAGGGCGCUCCUACCCAAGAUUCUACUAUGUCUUCUGUCCCACAAAUCCCCUCACAGCCUGCCGUCAGCAAAACCAAUAUUGCUGAGGUGGUCGACCCUUUCCCAGGACUAAGUUUCCCGUCAGGCCCUAGUCUACUCGGGAAUCCCUCAUUCAGGACAGACAUUCCUAAUCCAGCAGAUGCUAUUAUUCAGCUAACAGAGAUCCCCAGUCCUGCAGAUGCUAUACUCCAAGGUCUACCAGCAGACGAUUUUGCCCAACCGUCAGUGGCGUAAUUCUAAUGUAGUUAUUUGUGCUAGGUGCUGUGAAGACAGUUCAACACCCUUAUAAACUUUUCGUUACUCGCGGAGAUGUCUACAGAUGAUACCUAGAACAACUAGCAUUUUUAAAGGUUGAAUUUGACGUUGACUAAAUGCAGCUUUUAUGUACUGUUUUUCAUUUUGAUAUUUUCUCUUCGAGUUUUUGUUGAUUUAUGUAUGCUUGAUUAUUGAAUAAAUUGUUUUAUCAAUAAUUUGAUAUAAAAAUAA